AUGGAUAACUUAUCUAGAAAUGACCAAGUUGUUGUAAACUUUGAAGAUCAACAAACUAUUGGAGAAGCCCAAGGUUUGCUUGCUCGAUAUCUAGGAACAUUGGCAGUUGAUUGUAAGUUAUUUCUAAUCAAUUUCUCAAAGUGGUCAGGACCUUCAAGUAUACCUCGAUCUAGAUUUGAAGAGUGUUUUAGUAACUUGCUGAAGCCAAAAUUUUAUUUCAAAAUUUCUGAGGGCAUUGCAAAGCGAUAUUGCAAAUUGAGCCUUGCAAAAAAGUGGUCACAACAUAGAAUAAAGUUAUGGGAUGAGUUCUAUGAUCCAUGCAUGAGUAGACAAGCAAUCAUUGAUAAUGUCCCAGUUGGCAUCGACAGAGAUCAAUGGGCAUCCUUUGUUCAGUAUCAGUUUCUACCUUCUACAAUGGAGAUGUGUAAGAGAAACAAGGAAGUUCGCAAUAAGCAAAAAAUUCCCCAUAUUGGUGGUUCAAAAUCCAUCUCAAGGAAAAGACAUGAAAUAUUUUUAGAGACUGGACAAAAAAUUAGCCGUGGAGAAAUGUACAUAGAAACUCAUAAGAAGAAAGAUGGAUCGUUUAUGACUGAUGAAGCAAGGGAUAUAGCGGAACAAAUUGAAGUAUUUAUGGCUCAAAAUGAGAAAGAUGAAUAUGGACCAUCUACAAAUGAUGCUAUUGACAAAGUGUUUGGGGAGGAGCAUUCUCGUAGGGUGCGAUGCAUGGGAAUGGGAGCAACACCUACUAAUACUUUCAGAAAUGCCAAUCAUCCUAGCCAGUUAGCUAAUUCUUCAAUUUCAAUGUCAUCUACUACCAAUUACUCCAAAGCUGAUUUUAAACAUUUGGAGUCUAAAUUUGAUAAAACAUUGACUGCAUUCAAGGCUUAUUUUCUUGCUAAAGAAGGAAGAAUUCCUCAUAGUAUUAGUCUCACUAAUGAUGUUGACAACGAAACUAUUACACCGAUAACAGGAAGAACAUCAUUAGACAGAAGCAAUGAAAAUCGUGAAGACAUUAUUUAG
Arachis ipaensis is the source of this 1020-nucleotide messenger RNA. RefSeq lists its product as uncharacterized. The record is from RefSeq and is a predicted model, not a curated record. NCBI's taxonomy places the organism in Eukaryota, Viridiplantae, Streptophyta, Magnoliopsida, Fabales, Fabaceae.